GCGGCCUCUGCCUUUCCUCCUGCGACCUCUCUCUGCGUCCUCCUCUUGUCCCUGGUUCUCCUGUCCCCCCUCCUCAGCGUGGCUGUCUCCGCAGUGUCCUUUAACCCGCCUGGGGCUUCCGGCACCUGGUGGCUUCCCCUCUCCGUUCCUGUCUGUCUUUCUCUUUGUUGUCUGUCUUUCCUUUCUCUGUCCUUGGUCAAGCAGCCAGUGGAGACUUAAUUAACGUCCCCAUGUCCAGCCCCCGCAGCACCCCAGGCAGGGUGAGCUAUGAGCCCGGUGCCCUGUCCCUGGGCCAUCAACUGUCAACACUCCCAUCAUCUCCCAAGGAAGUCCACCCCCACCGACCCCGGCGUCACAGUCUGUGUGUGGCUAGGAUGAGACCCUGCUCGGAACACUCAGGCGCAAGCUCCGGGGUGGACGUUGGCCACCUCUGUGUCUCAUCUGUCUCUUGCCUGCGCAUCUCUGUCUGCUGUCUCUGGCCGCGUCUCCCCGGGGGCUGCCCGGGGGAGGGUCUCAGCCUCCCUCACUUCCUCUCUCCCGCUUCCCAGCACUUCAUGAAACCCUUGCAGCGGUUCCUCACGCCCCAGGACAUGGAGAACAUCUUUGUCAACAUCGAGGACCUGCUUCGUGUGCACACCCUCUUCCUAAAGGAGAUGAAGGAGGCCCUGGCCACCCCGGGAUCACCCACCCUAUACCAAGUCUUCAUCAAAUACAAGGAGAGGUUCCUAGUCUACGGCCGCUACUGCAGCCAGGUGGAGUCUGCCAGUAAGCACCUGGACCAAGUGGCCACAGCCCGGGAGGACGUGCAGAUGAAGCUGGAGGAAUGUUCUCAGCGCGCCAACAACGGCAGGUUCACCCUGCGGGACCUGCUCAUGGUGCCCAUGCAGCGGGUGCUCAAGUACCACCUCCUUCUCCAGGAGCUGGUGAAGCAUACGCAGGACACGGUGGAGAAGGAGAACCUGCGGCUGGCCCUGGACGCCAUGAGGGACCUGGCGCAGUGCGUGAACGAGGUCAAGAGGGACAACGAGACCCUGCGGCAGAUCACCCACUUCCAGCUGUCCAUUGAGAACCUGGGCCAGUCUCUGGCCAACUUUGGCCGGCCCAAGAUCGACGGGGAGCUGAAGAUCACUUCCGUGGAAAGGCGCACCAAGACGGACAGGUAUGCGUUCCUGCUGGACAAGGCUCUGCUCAUCUGCAAGCGCCGGGGGGACUCCUACGACCUCAAGGUCUUUGUGAACCUGCACAGCUUCCAGAUCCGGGAUGACUCCUCCGGAGACCGGGAAAACAAGAAGUGGAGCCACAUGUUCCUCCUGAUCGAGGACCAAGGCGCCCAGGGCUAUGAGCUGUUCUUCAAGACUCGAGAGCUGAAGAAGAAGUGGAUGGAGCAGUUUGAGAUGGCCAUCUCCAACAUCUACCCAGAGAAUGCCGCCGCCAACGGGCACGACUUCCAGAUGUUCUCCUUUGAGGAGACCACCUCCUGCAAAGCCUGCCAGAUGCUGCUCAGAGGCACCUUCUACCAGGGCUACCGCUGCAGUCGGUGCCGCGCACCUGCACACAAGGAGUGUCUGGGGAGGGUCCCUCCGUGCGGCCGACACGGGCAAGACUGUGCCGGAACUAUGAGGAAGGAUAAGCUGCAUCGAAGGGCUCAGGACAGAAAAAGGAGUGAACUCGGCCUGCCUAAGAUGGAGGUGUUUCAGGAGUACUACGGGCUGCCCCCGCCUCCCGGAGCCUUUGGGCCUUUUCUCCGCCUCAGCCCGGGCGACAUCGUGGAGCUGACCAAGGCCGAGGCUGAGCAGAACUGGUGGGAGGGCAGGAAUACAGCUACCAACGAAGUCGGCUGGUUUCCCUGCCACAGGGUGAAGCCCUACGUGCACGGCCCUCCUCAGGACCUGUCUGUCCAUCUCUGGUACGCUGGCCCCAUGGAGCGCGCGGGCGCAGAGAACAUCCUCACCAACCGCUCCGACGGGACCUUCUUGGUGCGGCAGAGGGUGAAAGACACAGCGGAAUUUGCCAUCAGCAUUAAGUAUAAUGUCGAGGUCAAGCACAUCAAAAUCAUGACGUCAGAAGGACUGUACCGGAUCACCGAGAAGAAGGCUUUCCGGGGCCUGGUGGAGCUGGUGGAAUUUUACCAGCAGAACUCCCUGAAGGACUGCUUCAAGUCCCUGGACACCACCUUGCAGUUCCCCUACAAGGAGCCCGAGAGGAGAGCCAUCAGCAAACCAGCAGCAGGGAGCGCCAAGUACUUUGGCACGGCCAAAGCCCGCUAUGACUUCUGUGCCCGGGACCGAUCGGAGCUGUCCCUGAAGGAGGGCGACAUCAUCAAGAUCCUCAACAAAAGGGGGCAGCAAGGCUGGUGGAGAGGGGAGAUCUACGGCCGGGUCGGCUGGUUCCCUUCCAACUAUGUAGAGGAAGAUUACUCUGAAUACUGCUGAGCCCGGUGCACUGGCAGAGAGAGGGGGACACUCCAGGCUCUGAGCCCAGGAUGAGCCCGAAGCAGGACCACGGGCUGUGACAGGUCCCAGUGGGCGGAGAGUCUAGAUGGACUGUCCAGGGCCAGCAUCCAGUUGGCAGGACUCCCGGGAUGGUGCCCUGCUAUGGUUAAUUUAUAACUCGCCGACUGCCUCUUGGGUCCCCCCUAAAAGGCGGGGCUCGAGGCAACUGCUUUUAAUAAAAUGAUAAAUGCA
Ictidomys tridecemlineatus (thirteen-lined ground squirrel) is the source of this 2684-nucleotide messenger RNA. NCBI's taxonomy places the organism in Eukaryota, Metazoa, Chordata, Mammalia, Rodentia, Sciuridae. The record is from RefSeq and is a predicted model, not a curated record.